AAAUAUUUACUUAAGAUAUUUAUUACUAUGGGAGUAGCUUAAAUGCUUCCACCCUUUGAGGAAAUCCCACAUUUCCUCUUUAUCCAGGAGUUCAGAGUUCUGCCAAUCAGCCCCAACAAAACCCUGUCUUCAUACAGGAUCAGGCAGGUCUCAUACUGACGUCUGGUAUGUGAGUCAUCGUUUGCAGCCCUUCCAUCUACGUCUGUUCAAUUAUUUCUUUUCAGGUCCUUGUUUGAGCCCAAAAUACACGGCUUUGCACUUUCCAUGGCAGAUGUUAACUUUUGAACUACUUUCUUUUUUGCAUACGAACCUCUGAUGUCUUCUGCAGUCAAGUGGUGCCCUAAUUAUUAAUUCAGAAGUUUCGUUGCUGUUGGUACUGUUUGUUGUUCUGAAUCUUGAGGACAAAAAAAUCCUCAAGAUUUCUGAUUGUUUAGUGAAAGCAGUGAGAACGUAGCUCUGUUUCCCCAGAGGGAUAUCUAGCCAGAAAAGAACUGGACAUUUAGCACAGGGAGCCAUCAUGUCCACAGAGGAAAUGACAAGAAGGCUCAAAGAAGAACUGAUCUGCUCCAUUUGCUUGGGAUAUUUCAGUGACCCGGUCUCCAUACACUGUGGGCACACCUUUUGCCAAACCUGCAUUACUAAAUAUUGGGAUCUGUUGGAAAAGAAACACUUUCACUGUCCUCGGUGUAGAGAAACCAGCUGGAAAAAAAUUCUGAAGCCCAACCAGGAGCUGAGAAACAUUGCUGAGAUCGUCCCAAAGCUGAAUGAGAAGACAGAAGAAAAAGGAAAGACAAGAGAGAAGAUAUGCCAGAGGCACCAGGAGCCACUGAAACUUUUCUGUAAAAAUGAUCGAAUGGCGAUCUGCGUGGUGUGUGACAGAUCUAAAGAGCACAAAGACCAUACAGUGUUUCCUGUGGAGGAGGCCAUCCUAGAAUUCGAGCAAGAAUUCCAAGACCAACUGAUAUCUUUGAAGCAAGAAAAAGAGAAGCUACUUAAAUUUCAGGCAGUGAAUACAGCGAGAAGCAAAGAAGCCCUGAAUACAAUAAAUGCCGAGAUGCAGAAAACAGCAGUAGCCUUUAAACCAGUUUAUCAACUUCUUGAUGAACAGAAGCAGCUGCUGCUGACCCAGUGGAAGUCAUUCCGGGUAGCAGCUGAGGAACACAAACUACAUAGUGCCGCAAUUUCAGAGGAGAUUUGUCGCCUGGAUAGCCUUAUCACUGUGGCAGAAGAAAGAUGGCUACAUCUAGAGCUUGAGGUUUUACAGGAGAUGCAGGCCACAUUGACGAGGUUAAAGAAAAAUAAGUUUCAAGGGUUAAAUGAUUUUUUUCCUGAAGUGGAUGAAAGGCUUGCUUUUCUAAUGAAACAAAAUGAAGUUGUCACCCAGACUUUGCAGCGAUUCAAAGCUAUUCUAUCUUCAGAACUACAGAAAGAUCUUUAUGAGUUUCCAACAGAUUCUGAAAAAGAAACAGAGAGUGGCAAUGUUCUACCAUUUGAUAGGAAGCAGGAAGAGUCCAGCUGUCCUGCUGCAAAGAGAAAAGGGUUCUACCAUUCUCAUCUUCCAGCCAAAAACAGGAAAUACCAAACUGCAGUUGAGACUUCUGAUUGUGCCCCAGAGAGCAGAAUGCAUUCCUCACCAUCUGAGCAGCCAGUAGAAGACACUAACACGAAGAAACAUCAAAAAUCAUCUCAAUGCCCACUAUCUUAGGUGGAAUUAUGUACCAAAUCCUCGUAGUGAUACUUCAGUAGAAGCAACACAUCCACUGUGGUAUCUUCUAUAUUACUUAAAAAUGCUUCACAUCUGUGUAAAUCUGCCUGCCUUCUCCUUCCAGACUACUUUGCUAUCAAACAUCAAUAAAGGAGUGAAGAGAAGAUCAAUAUA
Python bivittatus (Burmese python) is the source of this 1879-nucleotide messenger RNA. NCBI's taxonomy places the organism in Eukaryota, Metazoa, Chordata, Lepidosauria, Squamata, Pythonidae. The record is from RefSeq and is a predicted model, not a curated record.